CGUUUCUUGCGUUCCCUUCUCUCCCCACAAAUUUCCGCUACCUACUGUGCGAGCUAUCCCAUGUUCCCAUCCCAGUCAUAGCGCACUUCCCUUCUUUUUCAAUAAAAAGCCCACCAGAAAGAGGACUCCAAUAACCAAGAUUCUUUCUGGAAUCCGCCCCUCAAAUUCUCUCUGUGAUCAAUUUCAGUUUCCUACUUUUCAAAUUUUUUGGCGCCAAAGCUAUGAAACUCGACAAAUUGGACGUCGAUAAUGGCACGGUUGUUGAAGCGUCAUCUCCAGAUAAUCUGCCGCCUCGGGUUAGGUUUCCACCGAUCGGAGCUGAGGCCGAGAAAGACCGAGAAGGUGAAGACCUGUUUGUGCCGCCUCUAAACUUUGCGAUGGUCGAUAUUGGAAUCUUCAGGUCUGGUUUCCCUGACUCUGCUAACUUCGGAUUCUUGCAAUCCCUAGGUCUCCGUUCGAUUAUAUACUUGUGCCCCGAAUCAUAUCCAGACGCGAAUUAUGAGUUUUUGAAGGCCAACGGGAUUACGCUUUUUCAAUUCGGAAUUGAAAUGUGCAAGGAGCCUUUCGUGAACAUUCCGGAUCAAACCAUCCGCGAUGCAUUAAAAGUUGCACUUGAUGUAAGAAACCACCCUGUCCUAAUUCAUUGCAAGAGAGGGAAGCACCGAACUGGUUGCCUUGUGGGGUGCUUGAGAAAGUUGCAAAGAUGGUGCCUUACAUCAAUAUUUGAUGAAUACCAGAGGUUUGCUGCCGCGAAAACUAGAGUUUCAGAUCAGAGGUUUAUAGAGUUGUUUGAUAUUUCGAGCUUGAAGAAUACGCCAAUGACAUUUUCAUGCUCGAGGAGAUUGCAGUACCUAAGCUAAUAGGUUAGUGGUGGCGUGUUACUUUGUUAUUUUCCCUUUUAUUUUAGAAGCCCUCUCUCCCUCUGGGAGGGAAGGUGGAUACAUUACUUUGCAGGUGGCAGGUGGCAGGUGGCAGGUGCCAUUACCAAAGAAUCAUAUAUAUAUAUAUAUAUAUAUGUAAAGUGCUCAUUUUGUUACCGGGCAUCGUAUACUCUUACAAUGCAAUGCCAGCUGGACCUAUGCUUCUGCUUGUGGAACAGUGAAUUACUAUUAUUAUUUAUCAAUUGAAAAGCAUUGUUAUGUGUUGUCACGUA
Molecule: messenger RNA, 1153 nt
Organism: Jatropha curcas
Lineage: Eukaryota; Viridiplantae; Streptophyta; Magnoliopsida; Malpighiales; Euphorbiaceae
Gene: PFA-DSP4
Product: Phosphotyrosine protein phosphatases superfamily protein
Biological process (GO): protein dephosphorylation
Cellular component (GO): cytoplasm
Molecular function (GO): phosphatase activity
Source: RefSeq, a predicted model, not a curated record